Messenger RNA from Acanthocheilonema viteae, 987 nucleotides. The record is from the annotation of a GenBank genome assembly. Lineage: Eukaryota; Metazoa; Nematoda; Chromadorea; Rhabditida; Onchocercidae.
AUGUUUGCUGAUGAUGAAGAAUUCGAUUCAUGUGUUGUUGAAGCAUUAUCAAAAGCAGCUCGUAUCCUAUCCGAUGAAUCCGAUUAUCCCAUAUCCGAUUCAUUAUCUUCAACAUCUUCACUUAGUGAAUCAUUAACGCAGGUGCCUUCAACUACACCUACACCAUUACAACAAUCACAACUACCAAUAACUUCUUUUUUCAUUUUUCAUAACGAAACAGCUCAUACAAGUACCGAACUACUACCAUCUCAGGUACCAUCAACAGCACCAGCUAACAAUCAUAUUGGAAAACGACAUGUAUGUGGUGAUUGUGGCAAGGCUUUUCCUUAUUUAUCAAUAUUGGAAUCUCAUAAACGUUGCCAUACUGGUGAGAAACCAUUUGAUUGUCGUUUCUGUGAAAAGAAAUUUGCUCAAAAAGCAACGCUACAGGUUCACGAACGAACUCAUACCGGUGAACGGCCCUACAAAUGUAAAUACUGCGACAAAACAUUUGCUCAGUAUGGUACAAAGACCGUUCACGAAAAGAGUGCACAUUUGGGUAUUCGAAACUACAAAUGUCCAAAAUGUAAUAAAUGUUUAUCGUCACCGUCAGCAUUGUAUACACAUAAGAAAACUCAUGGCGAAAAGACAUUACAAUGCGACUAUUGUCCCAAAACGUUUGCAUUAAAAAAUUAUUUAAAAUUACACGUGAAACAAGUACACGAGCAAUCGGAUCGUAAACAUAUUUGUCAUUACUGUGACAAAAGUUUCGCUUAUGCAGGAAGUUUACAGGUACACGUACGAACACAUACCGGUGAACGGCCUUAUGUAUGCAGAUUUUGUCCAAAAGCGUUUGCUAGCCAAGGUAAUCUUCAGAGCCAUGAACGAACCCAUACCGGUGAACGACCGUACACCUGUGUACAAUGUGGACGAUCUUUUAUCCAGAAAUCACAGCUUACUGCUCACGAAUCAACACAUCAAUAUCAACCGGGCGUUCGUUUUCAUUAG